UUUUUUUUUUCUUCUUCUUUUAAUUUUCCAUCCAACAGGAGCCUCGUCCAUGCCGACGCUGAUAUGGGCAUUGGUGGUGAUGUCUCUGCAUCCCGAAGCGAGAAUGCUCAAAGAAUGUGUGAGUCCUGACAGUCAGAAAUGCCCCAACCUCUGCGCCUGUAGCUUUGACGACUGCAUCGAUGACCUGAGCGUCUACUGUAGCUCACGGAACCUCACCGCCUUGCCGGAAGACGUGCCCCGAAGCACAAGGAUGCUGUGGCUGGAUGGGAACAACUUCACAACCUUGCAAGCGCUUGCUUUCAGGAACCUCUCCAUCCUGGAAUUCCUUAACCUUCAGGGCAGUCAAUUAUCGGGGAUUGAACAACAUGCCUUCCAUGGUUUGGAAGGGCUGUACUCUUUGCUCCUGGAACGUAAUCGGCUGAAGUCGCUAGCACCCAAUAUCUUCCUCCACCUUCAGAACCUGGCCUCCUUACGUCUCAACAACAACCAGUUCAACAAGAUCGAAGAAGGGGUGUUUGCUGGGCUUUCCAACCUCUGGUACUUGAACCUGGGGUGGAAUUCCCUGGUGGUCUUGCCAGACAAAGUCUUCCAUGACCUGCCCAAUUUAAGGGAGAUGGUUCUGGCUGGGAACAAGCUGACCUAUCUCCAACACCAGUUGUUCUACAGCCUCAGCGAGUUGCGAGAACUGGACCUGAGCUGGAAUUCCCUCAAGGGCAUCAAAGGGAACAUCUUCACGAAGCUUCAGAAGCUGCUGAAGCUUUACCUGAACCACAACCAAAUCAACGCCAUUGCUCCGCGGGCUUUUGUGGGCAUGAAAUCUCUGAGAUGGUUGGAUCUCUCCCACAACCGUCUCGCCAUGCUUUUCGAAGACACGUUCGUGGGUCUUUCGAGCCUUCACGUCUUGCGCCUCUCCAGCAACGCCAUCACCAGUUUAAGCCCUAGGACUUUCAAAGACCUGCAGUUCCUGGAAGAAUUGCAGCUAGGCAGCAAUAAGAUUCGCACCUUGCUCGAAAAGAGCUUCGAUAAAUUGGGCCAGCUGGAAGUCCUUACUCUAAACGACAACCAGAUCCAGGAGAUCAGGCCGGGGGCUUUCCUCGGACUUUCCAAUGUCGCGGUGAUGAAUCUAUCCGGGAAUUGUCUUGCCACUUUUCCCGAUUUCACUUUCAGGGGUCUUAGCCAACUCCACAGCCUCCACCUGGAAAACUGUUGCCUCUCCAGGAUCAGACCGCGCAUGUUUUCGGAUCUCUCCAGCCUGCGAAGACUCUUCCUACAAUCCAACGCCAUCUCGGUCAUCGAAGAUCACAGCUUGAACGAUUUGCACGAGCUCAUUGAUCUAGAUCUCAAGCACAACCGCCUGAGGAGCCUCUCCCCAAAUCAGUUUGCCGGCCUCCGGAACCUGGAGUACCUCCUUCUUUCCUCCAAUCGGCUGGUGGAGGUCUUUCCUGAAGCCUUCGCCCCGUUGUUGCGUCUCUCCUGGCUUGAUCUCUCCAACAACUUCUUGGAGACGUUGGACAACUCGAGCAGACCUCUGUCGGACUCUUCAUAGACUGUCUGUGAAUCAUUAGGGGCUGUGAAUGACCAUAAAUUCUUUGCACCCUUCUCGAAGCUGACCUACCUGAACAUCAGGAACAACUCUCUGAGAACCUUCUCGAUGGAUUGGCUUGGCCCCUCACCUAUCCUGGUUCAGCUGUGGCUAGAAGGGAACAAAUGGGCGUGCAAUUGCUCGCUCAAGGGCCUCCGAGACUUUGCUCUGCAGCAGCCCGGAGUGGUUCUGAGGUACACGCAGUCCAUCACGGAAGGAGAAGCACCUGAAUACACCUACAACAAUAUCACUUGCCUUAGCCCAGCGGAAGUAGUAGGACUUGAUCUACGGGAUAUUCAAGAAGACCAUUUUGUUGACUGUUAGGGGUUUGAUCAUCUUGCUUUCCAAGUGUUCUGUCCUAGGCCUCCUGAGAAGGCAUAAAUCACAAUCUUAAUCCCCCAAACCCUCUUUUAUUUAAACGGCUGUGAAUUAUGGUCAUUCACAGCCCCUAAUGAUUCACAGACAGUCUAUGAAGAGUCCGACAGAGGUCUGCUCGAGUUGCCACAGUCUUUCAGGGGAAUGUUGAUAAGCACCCACCUUUAUCUCCCUUGAAACGCUGCCAGAGACCUAAUUGCUAAUUAGUUUUGCAAGGCCGAACGCUGCACAGUCUCAAACAGGACUUUUCAGAGCUUGAACCGACUGGAUGAACUAAUUGCUUCCUGCAAAGGCUCACGUCUGUUUGCUCCUCUUUUGCGUCUUAUGGGAGGGGCCAAUCAU
Thamnophis sirtalis is the source of this 2299-nucleotide messenger RNA. The record is from RefSeq and is a predicted model, not a curated record. Lineage: Eukaryota; Metazoa; Chordata; Lepidosauria; Squamata; Natricidae.